Raphanus sativus (radish) is the source of this 2344-nucleotide messenger RNA. Its product is annotated as pentatricopeptide repeat-containing protein At5g46580, chloroplastic. The transcript has a single exon. The record is from RefSeq and is a predicted model, not a curated record. NCBI's taxonomy places the organism in Eukaryota, Viridiplantae, Streptophyta, Magnoliopsida, Brassicales, Brassicaceae. The coding region runs from base 65 to 2203 and encodes 712 amino acids. Gene Ontology annotation, molecular function: protein binding.
CUUUCAUUUCUCAGAGACAAAACCAAACCAUCUUCACUCUAAAACCUCUCGCUCCUCGCUUCUCAUGGCGACCGUUCUCUCCACGUCAAUCGAUCUCUGCUUCAACCCCCAAUAUUCAGACACGAAGAAACACGGUCUCUUCUUAAAGCCUUCUUCUUUACGACAAUCUCGUACCAGGAAGCUCAACAUUUCCUGCAGCUCCUCGAAGCAACCCAAAACCCUAGAAGAAGAACCAAUCACCACAACCCCAUCUCUCUCCGAGCAGCUCAAGCCUCUCUCCGCGACGACCCUCAGACAAGAAGAGCAAACCCACAACGUCUUGUCUAAACCCAAAUCCGUCUGGGUCAAUCCAACAAGACCCAAAAGGUCAGUCCUUUCACUCCAGAGACAAAAACGCUCCGCUUACUCUUACAACCCUCAGAUAAAGGAUCUUAGGGCUUUUGCUCUGAAGCUCAACAGUUCUGGUUUCGCUGAAAAGUCCGAGUUUUUAGCUCUUCUCGAUGAGAUUCCUCACCCACCUAGUAGAGACAACGCAUUGCUAGUGCUGAACAGUUUAGGAGAAUGGCAAAAGGCUCAUAUGUUCUUUUAUUGGGUCAAAACCAAGAACUUGUUUCCCAUGGAGACGAUAUUUUAUAAUGUCGCUAUGAAGUCUCUGAGAUUUGGGAGGCAGUUUCAGCUUAUUGAGGAGAUGGCGCUUGAGAUGGUGAAGGAUGGUGUUGAGCUUGAUAACAUCACUUACUCCACCAUCAUCACUUGUGCUAAAAGGUGUAAUCUCUACGACAAAGCUAUUGAGUGGUUCGAGAGGAUGUACAAAACGGGGUUGAUGCCUGAUGAGGUAACUUACUCAGCGAUUCUUGAUGUUUACUCCAAGUCAGGGAAAGUUGAGGAGGUUCUUAGUUUGUACGAGAGAGCGGUGGCUACUGGUUGGAAGCCUGAUGCUAUAGCGUUCUCUGUGUUGGGGAAAAUGUUUGGUGAGGCAGGGGAUUAUGAUGGGAUAAGGUAUGUGUUGCAAGAGAUGAAGUCUAUGGAUGUGAAGCCUAAUGUGGUUGUGUACAAUACAUUGUUGGAGGCUAUGGGGAGAGCAGGGAAGCCUGGUUUGGCGAGGAGUUUGUUUAAUGAGAUGAUUGAGUCUGGUUUGACUCCUAAUGAGAAGACUUUGACAGCUCUUGUGAAGAUCUAUGGGAAGGCCAGGUGGGCCAAAGACGCGCUUCAGCUUUGGGAGGAAAUGAAGGCUAAGAAGUGGCCGAUGGAUUUCAUUUUGUACAACACGUUGUUGAAUAUGUGUGCUGAUAUUGGAUUGGAGGAAGAAGCAGAGAGGUUGUUUGAUGAUAUGAAGGAGUCUGGGGGAUGUAAACCUGAUAGUUUUAGUUACACGGCGAUGCUGAAUAUAUAUGGGAGCGGUGGGAAAGCUGAGAAGGCUAUGAAGUUGUUUGAAGAGAUGUUGGAAGCUGGGGUUCAGGUUAAUGUGAUGGGCUGCACUUGUUUGGUUCAGUGCUUAGGGAAGGCUAAAAGGAUCGAUGAUUUGGUUAGUGUGUUUGAGACAUCGAUUCAGAGAGGAGUUAAGCCUGAUGAUAGGCUUUGUGGGUGUCUUCUUUCGGUUAUGGCCUUGUGUGAGAGUAGUGAAGAUGCUGAGAAGGUUAUGGGUUGUUUGGAGCGAGCUAAUCAGAAGCUGGUUGCAUUUGUGAAGCUGAUUGUAGACGAGAAAAGUGAAUUUGAGACAGUAAAAGAAGAGUUCAAGUUAGUGAUCAACGGGACACAAGUGGAGGCAAGAAGGCCCUUCUGCAACUGCUUGAUAGACAUAUGCAGAGGCAAGAAGCAGCAAGAGAGAGCUCAUGAGCUUCUUUAUUUAGGAACACUUUUUGGUCUAUACCCGGGACUACACAACAAGACCAUAAAAGAAUGGAGCUUAGACGUGAGGUCAUUAUCAGUUGGUGCAGCUGAGACCGCUCUAGAAGAGUGGAUGAGAACACUUGCCAACAUUGUUAGACGCCAAGAGGAUCUUCCCGAGCUGUUCUUGGCGCAAACUGGGACAGGAACUCACAGAUUCUCACAGGGUUUAGCAAACUCUUUCGCCUCUCAUUUGGAACAAUUAGCUGCACCUUUCAAACCGAGUGAUAGGGCAGGUAUCUUUGUCGCUACAAAGGAGGAUUUGGUCUCAUGGUUGGAAUCUAAGUUUCCACCUUUAGUUGCUUCUCAAGCAUAAUACGUUAUCCAUCUGUUAUCCUAAACUAAAAAGCAACAUUAUUUUUUCCAGUGACGUUGUUUAUAUACUGUAAUAGCAUAUUGAAUCCUCUAAUAUUUUUGUAUCAUCACAAGGAAGAAGGAAUCAAAUUAGUUAUUUGCA